Molecule: messenger RNA, 1095 nt
Organism: Emiliania huxleyi CCMP1516
Lineage: Eukaryota; Haptophyta; Isochrysidales; Noelaerhabdaceae
Exons: 2
Biological process (GO): mitochondrial RNA processing; chloroplast rRNA processing; regulation of mitochondrial mRNA stability
Cellular component (GO): mitochondrial matrix; ribonucleoprotein granule
Molecular function (GO): RNA binding
Source: RefSeq, a predicted model, not a curated record
CGGCGCUGGCCUCGCAUCGUUGCCGAGAACUCCAUGCGGACACACCUCCGCUCGCUGUCCAGCCGCGCCCGCGCGCCUGCUGGCGCGCUCAGGAAGCUCAACGCCUCCGGCAGCAUCUCCGAGCUGCUGGCCGUGCACCGAGCUGGCGGCUCGGACUUUGACUCGGUCGCCGUCGGUGCCAUGUGGACGCGGCUGCGCCGGCUCGCACGGCGAGAGCCAGCGUGGGUGCGCUCGCCGCGAGCGGCGGCGGCGCUGCGGCCCGUGUGCGAUCAGACGAGGGUGAUGCUGAGCGGACUGUGCGCGCGCACAGUGGCCAACAUGCUGCAUGCGCUGGCGACGAUGCGGCUGGUGCGGGGCGGGCCGUGGGAGCCGCUUUGGCGCGAUGCGGCGGCCGACGUGCCCGGCCGCCUGGCAGAGUUCAACGAGCAAGAGCUCGCCAACCUCACCUGGGCCUUCGCGCAGUCGGGUGCCGCUCCGCCGCCGCUCAUGCGCACCCUGUCGGCAGAGGUUCGCGUGCGCUGCGGCGGGUUCAAGCCACAAGAGCUCGCCGCAGCGGCGAGCGGCUUCGCUCGCGCCCAGGCCCUCUCGCCCGCUCUGGCCGCGGCCCUCGCCGACGCCACUUUGGCGAAGCUCCCGUCCUUUGGGCCGACGGAGCUCGCAAACACCGCGUGGGCGCACGCGCGCGCCGGGCAGGCAACAAAGGGGUCGGCGCCGCUGAUGGCGGCCAUCGCCGCCGCCGCCGCGCCCAUGGCGUCCGACUUCAAGCCGCCCGAGCUGGCGAUGCUGGCCUGGGCGUACGGCUCCGCAGGCGGGCCUCGGCCGCCUGGCCUCUUCGAGGCCGUCGCGGCGGCGGCCGGCGCCAAGGUGGAUCAGCUGCGGCCCCAGGAGCUGGGCAACAUCGCUUGGGCCUUUGCGCGCGUCCGCAUCGCCGACGACGCCCUCUUCGACGCCUUUGGCGGCGCGUGCGAGCGGCGGGCGGCGGCGCUCGAGCCGCAGCACGUCGCGAUGCUCAGCUGGAGCUGCGCCACGCUGGGCUACGGGUCGGCGGCUGGGGCGGGAGGCGGCGACGCGGCCGGCCCGUCGCGCCUGCUGCAG